Messenger RNA from Salvelinus sp. IW2-2015, 2025 nucleotides. Lineage: Eukaryota; Metazoa; Chordata; Actinopteri; Salmoniformes; Salmonidae. The record is from RefSeq and is a predicted model, not a curated record.
CCAAUAUAACAUGGCCAAGGCCUGUAUCCAGGUACUCCGCGUUGAUUCGUGCGUAAGAAAGUCUAGCCGUGGUAUAUUGGCCAAAUACCACACCCCUCUCGUGCCUUAUUACUUAAGUAUACUAUACUAAAGCAAUUGAUAUACUAUUUGUCUGUAGAAAAAACUCUUACUAAGAAAUGUAGUAUUAAUUGGGAGAAUAUAAAAAUGGGGCAGCAGGUAGCCUAGUGGUUAAGAGCAUUGGGGCAGUAACCAAAAGGCCACUGGUUCGAAUGAGCACACAACUGAACAUGAGAUGAGCAUUAAAAAAAAGCUUUUUUUAUUUUGCAAUCCUGGAAUUUGCCAUAGAAAAGGGUCAUUUGCCUGGCACUCUGUGCAACUUUCUGACAUUUGAGGAACAUUUUACCAUAGCAGGACAGCAGAGCUAUGACGGGACCCCUCUCCCAGCACCAGUGUUCUAUACACACAGACACAUCAAUGAAGUAUAGAAAUACAGUAGAUAGAUACUGUUAAUAUAGAAAUAUAAGAUAAAUAUAGUGAUACAUAUUGUAGAUAUGAUAGAUGUGUACUGUAGCUAGACCCACAGUAGAUAGAUAUGGUGCAUAGAUAUAGUGAAACCUAGAUACUGAAGCCAUGUUCGCUCUAUAUGCACAGCUCUCCUCUGCUCCUGUGUUCGAGCCAAUCAGCUCCUGCUGCAGCUCUAACCUGUGAGGACUCCUUAAGCCAUGGAUCCACCACGACUAGACAGCAGCUUUGGGAAGAUGGGCCUUCGUCGCAGACAGUAGAAAAGACAGUCACCAUGGAGUUUACAUCUGCUACCAACACCAGAACCCCACACCACCACACCGUCCACUACCCUCAGGCUGACCGGCAUGGCGGCUGGUGCAAGUACUGUAUAUACCCAACAGCAUCUCCAUCGUCAACGGCAACAGCACCUUCCAGUUAGACAUGAGGGGCUUUUGGAACAUCACUGGGGUCUCCCUGGAGACCUCCUGCCAGAUUGCUGGUGAUGAGCCAAUCAGCUCCUGCUGCAGCUCUAACCUGUGAGGACCUCCUUAAGCCCAUGGAUCCACCACGACUAGACCAGCAGCUCUUGAGGAAAUGGGCCCUCGUCGCAGGCAGCCUGAGCCACCCUGCAUCCCUGGAGAAUCUCAAGACCAGAGACGGCAUCACCAUGGAGUUUUCACCCUCUACCCCCAACACCACCCAGAACUCCAACACCACCACAACCGUCCACUACACCCAGACUAACCGUUUCGGCAGCCGAUGCGAGUAUCGAACCUACAAUAUCUCACUCAUCAACGACAACAGCACCUUCCAGUUCGACGUGGGGGGCCGAUUCAACCUCACUGGGGUCUUCCUGGAGACCUCCUGCCCAGACUGUCUGGUGAUGAAGUGGGAGGUGAGCUCCAGGAGGAGGGAGUCCACGGACCUGUACCUGCUGAGGAACGUGGAGGGUGGGAGAGAGGUGGAGGAAGAGGAGAUGGAGGAGUUCAGGAAACAGGUGGAGUGUAUGGGGCUGCCUCCGCCAGUGGUGAUGGAGCCGGGGAAUGCCCUCUGUGGUUUCCAUCAGCUCAUCUGGAAAAAGUGAGGAGAAGGAGAAGAAGAAGACGAAGCUCGAUCAGUGUGAUCAGAGAGUGGGGGCCGUGAGGGAGACGUAGACACCGUUUCUGUCAUCGGUUUUGUAAUACAACAUUUCUGUGUUUACUGUUUGUCGAUGACCUGUAGAAUUUUGAAAAAAAGAUGCACGAUUUGUCAUAUUAUUCUGUCUUCUUGGCUUCUUUGACAGAUUUAAUUACGUUCACAGAGUGAUUUAAUGUCCAAGAGCUUAAGCUAAUUCGCAGAGACAGUGGGAUCCAGCAGGAAUGUCGGGACAUCAUUAGGACCGCUCCAAACUCUAUGCACAAUGGGAAAGAAAAGUAUUUUUUUAAUUGGAUUACUUUUGUAUAAUUUGGCAUAACCUCAUUUGUCCAUGCAUUAAAGUGCUCAUACUGUUAAAUCUCAGAUUAAACUGGAUGGAACAGUGAA